Messenger RNA from Macrobrachium nipponense, 5002 nucleotides. RefSeq lists its product as uncharacterized. The record is from RefSeq and is a predicted model, not a curated record. The coding region runs from base 1 to 2433 and encodes 810 amino acids. NCBI's taxonomy places the organism in Eukaryota, Metazoa, Arthropoda, Malacostraca, Decapoda, Palaemonidae. Gene Ontology annotation, cellular component: RNA polymerase transcription factor SL1 complex; RNA polymerase I core factor complex. Gene Ontology annotation, biological process: nucleolar large rRNA transcription by RNA polymerase I; RNA polymerase I preinitiation complex assembly. The transcript has 11 exons. Gene Ontology annotation, molecular function: RNA polymerase I core promoter sequence-specific DNA binding.
AUGGCAUUUUCUCAGGAAGAUGAUUCCCAAGACACAGAGGAUUUUGUUAAAUUGAAAAGUGAUAUGUUCCAGAAAAAAAACCCGCCCGCAUUCAGAUCCUGGAGAAGGUCGAUGGAAUGUUGGAUCGAAUUGUGCAGACUACCACCGCACGAGGUCGUCCACCACAUCAGGCUAUACUGCACGCCCCCUCUGCAACAAGCGCUGGACGCCAGAUUCACCUCUCAGGAAUGGAGUAACCUCACCGCUACGGAAGCCAUGGAUUUCAUUCGCGAUAUUGUGUUACGCUCUACAAACUGUGCUGUGUUAUGGUCGGAGUUUUUCAAUGCGACACAAGGCCCAGGCGAAAGUGUUAGUGAUUACUUUUUAAAGUGUUCCCAAAACGGCCACCGAUUGCAAUUUCCAGUGCCCUCAGUGUCAUUAACGGUGGGCCUAAGUGAUGAGGCUAUGCGUCGUCAUGUGUACCAAUGUAGCAAUGACAUUAAUAGUGUUAGCGCCCUUAGGGCUAGGUGCUGUGCCUACGAGGCGGCCCGUGUUGACGCCGCUGCGCGCCAAUGCAAUUGGCGGGAAACUGCUCUCGCGGCUGGCAGCGAGAUAUCCGAGGCAGAUCAUCCGAAUGCAACCAUCGCUGGUACAGGUAGGGGCCACCCACCCCCUCCCUGUGGGAACUGCGGCAGCCGCCACAAAAUGAAGUGUACUGAAUGUGCAGGAACAAAAUUUACUGAAGACAGUGGCUUACGGACAUGUGACUUCUGUGGAACAGAGGUUAGGGAUUUUGUUGCUCUUGAGAGUCAGGAAUUCCUUUCCAAUCUUGAUGUUUCUCAGAUAACUCGAAUCAAGAAAGAAAGAUUUAAAAAUGAUGAUGGACGGGAAAUAACACUGGGUGUUUGUGAGACAUACAAUAUUAUAUUGAAUAGUUGGACAAAAGCAAUGCUUUCCCUUGGAGCUUCUCAUCGCUUUGAAAAAAUUAUGUUUGAAUUAUGGAUGUGGUACUUGCAGCGUUCAAAUAUGGCAUUUUCUCAGGAAGAUGAUUCCCAAGACACAGAGGAUUUUGUUAAAUUGAAAAGUGAUAUGUUCCAGAAAAAAAAGUAUUGCUAUUUUCCUUCUGCAGCAAAUAUUGAAGGAAGCAGCAUUCCCAAUGUUGUCCAUCUACGUAUUUUUCCAAAUAUGCCAAAAAAGAACUUGCCAGAUAAUCUUUCUUUGGCAAAACUACUUAGUUUGGUUUACCUAGCAAUAGUAUUGGCUGAAGAACCUAUACUAUUAAUGGAUUUAAUCAGAUGGUGUCGAGAAGGGCAUCUCCCAUACUUUUCAGCGCACAACCUCUUACCCCCAGGUUGUAAAUCAGAAGUAACAAAGGGAGCUGUUGUGAUAGAGGCUGAUAUCAUUAAAGAAAAUGGUAUCAACAUGGCCAUGCUUUUGAAUGUUUUGUACUUUCCAAUUCCAGACUACAGAUAUGUCAUUGACAGAGUGGUAAAGCCUCUGAGGUUGCCAGUAUAUGUUGGAGAUAUGGCACUGGAGCUCAUGAAGAAACUGUUUACUGCUUCUAAUUGUAGCAAUAAAAUCUCAGUGCUUGGAAUAGAGAUAUAUGCCAUAGCUGCAGUUGUUCGUGUCUUAAAAGAUUUCUGGGGACUCAACGAUUAUGACGAAUACUAUUUAUCCAUUGCCACUAGAAGAAUCAAUGAAGAAAUUGGAAAGAAGAGUAGUAUUGUACCUUUAUUCUGCUGGGAAGAAUGGCAAACGUACAUCAACAAAUUAAUCUGGUAUUGUGGAGAAAUUGACUACAUUACAAGCACGCAUUCACGUAAGGUAGACUUCUGUAACUUAGAAGCAAGAAGUUUUUCAAGGUUUGCUUGGACUGAGGGUAUUUGGAGACAGGGGUCUUAUAGUUCUACAGAUACUCCAGGAAUUAUAACAACACAGUGCUGGUCUUAUGCUGAGAAACUUCUUGAUGCACAAGAUACUACUGUGGAAACUCAAGUAAAUCAACCCUUUGUGUACAAACCAACACAACUACCUAUUCAUGGCAUAGUUGAACAGUUUGUGAACAGUUGUGGAAAAGAUAGUAAAUAUGGACACCUUUUACAGGUCGGCAAAGAACUCAUGGAUAUCAACUUUUCAGACCAUUUGUUUAAACUUCCUGCAAUUGGUACUCUUCAGGAAGAACUCAAGAGGUGUGGCUCAGAUUUACAAAUAGUUACCACAAUUCCAAAGACCUCACAGAAAGAGAACAAAUUACUGCUGUUCAUACCUCAACCUUUCAAAUGUGCAAAACAGAGUGAUUUUAGGAUCAAAUUACUUGAUGUAAAAAUAUAUCCAUCAAGAAGCAUAGAAUGGCUCUUAGCAAUAUGUUUCAUAUUUUUUGAUGUAAAUGGUUAUGAAGUAUUACAGAGUAUUAAAAUGUUUAAAGAGAUAUAUCCCAGGAAACUGUGGUUUUAAAAAUAAUUUUAUACAUGGCUAUUAAUCCUAAAUAGCUUUAUUCCAUAUAAAUAAACCAAUCUGCAGAGACCUGCUAAUUUGAAAAAAGUUUCCUAUGCAUAUGCUCAGGCUGCAGUUUACCAUUUACCUGCAACAUUACUCACUGUUUUGUGCAACAUUACUCACUGUUUUGUGCUAACUCCCAUGUGGAUGUGUGUGGGGAAGGCAGGAAAGUACCAAGUGGGUUUGUAUAAAAACCUGCUAUUUAAGAAUAUAGCCUUUUACUUAAAAACCAAUUUAUCAUAAUAGCCUAAAAUGGAAUUUAGCUGACAAAGCAGAUGAGCCUUUAAAGAAAAUAGAAACCCAGGUCGUUUCCAUAAGAUGCAACAGAAGACAUCCCAGGAUAUUAUAUCCAUCAAGCAUUUGAGGCUUAAAGGAUGGGUAAUAUGAUCUAAGACCUUCUGUGCAACCCUAAGAAGCGCCUCAGUGAAGUGUUCGGUUUGGUGUUGGCGUGCCACCUCAGUGGCUGCGAGUUCUAUUCUCGGGCAUUCCAUAGAGGAGUGAGAGAUAUAUGUAGUUUUGGUGAUAGAAGUUCACUCUCGACAUGGUUUGGAAGUCAUGUAAAACCGUUAGUCCCAUUGCUGAAUAACCACUGGUUCCAUACAACGUAAAAACACCACGCAAACAAACAAACAAGCAACCCUAAGAACUAGCAUGAUUUCAAACCCCCUUAUGUGACGAGUACUGUAGUACACAUUCCAAUCAUACAAACCUCAUAUUUUUGGAUAUAAAAUGCAAGGAAUAAAAAAAAUAUGUACAGUAUUUCGUAUACAGUAAAAUAUUAAAAAAAAAAUUUGAUAUAUGAAUUUAUGAUUACACUAUGUAUGCUACUGUACAGUGCAUAGUACUAAAUGCAUGUUAGUCUAAACUUGGAGCAAUGAUCUAGCAUUAUAAUUUAUAUCCUUUUUCAUUGAUUACAGUGAAAAUUAUGGACAAAACACCAAGAAAUCGUAGUAGUGUCUCGAUUUCUCUCUCACUUGAUUUUGUUUUUGCUCAAUGUGGCACAUUUAAAUUUCAUGUAGAAUUUUCUUCCCAUUUAGAUUUCUUUGUGUAUGCAAAUCUAUGAAACAUGUAUACUGAGGGCCAACUGUCCUGCAAAAAACAUAACUUUUCAAGGUUAAUUAAUGCAGCCAGGAAAAGGAAGGCAUUCAAACUUGAGUGUGUUGCUCCUGAGCUGGACAAGAGCCUCCUGAAAAAAAACCUGUGCAUUACCAGUUAACUAUUAACCCAACAACUGAUUUCUUAAAGAAAAACAAAUUUUUAGUAGAGUGAGAAGUCUAGAAAAAGAAACUAUGAGUCAUUACUCCAGAGCUCCCCCUCAGCACAAACACUAGGCACAACUGAAAUUCUCCUAAGAAAUGCUAACCGUUUGAAUCAUUAUGAAACAUGAGAUAUGAAGCCAACUGAAGUCCUGAAAAGGGGUGAGGGCAAACAGGAACACUACAUUAAGGAAGAUGGUGUCCAAAAGUAUCUCAAAAAGUGAUACCGUACUAAAGAAAUUUUAGGCAGAUACCCCACAACUGAACUUUAACCAUCAAGGAGCCAUAAAAUAUGACACUGGAGCCGGGAACUGGAAGAUGAGGAUCAAGGUCAAUUAUAUGAGCAAGCACAGUGAAGGACACUAGAAUACAUCAAAACUGGAAACCAAAACCAUGUAAAAUAAAAUUUGGUACUCAGCCAUGCAACUAGAUAGGUCCUGCAGGAGUCACUGAUGAAGCAACUGAGAACACUGAGGGUGCACAAAGAUUCAAGGACAGGAUACUGAGAAUGGGCAGGCAGCUACCAAGAACACAGGAUAAGGUUUAAAAUGAUAUUGUCACUAAAUGUCGCUCGUGCCAAGAGCCCAGUACAGAAAGUAAGGGACAGACUAUGAGGACCUUAACCUUAGUACCAGCAGGAAGUUUCUCGUUGGACGAGUGGUUUUCGUGCUUGGCUGCCAAUCUGGUGGUCCGAAGUUCGAUUCUCCGCUCGGCCAAUGUGGAAUCAGAGGAAUUUAUUUCUGGUGAUAGAAAUACAUUUCUCAAUAUAAUGUGGUUCGGAUCCCACAAUAAGCUGUAGGUCCUGUUGCUAAGUGACCAAUUGGUUUUUAGCCACGUAAAAAUAUCUAAUCCUUUGGGCUAGCCCUAGGAGAGCUGUUAAUCAGCUGAGUGGUCUGGUAAAACUAAGAUAUACUUAACCAGCAGGAACAGGAAGAUCAUACUUAAAGGGUAAUAACCGAGUGAAGGAUUGAGACCUGGAAGGAAGCUCACACACACUGAAUUUUGGGAAAGUGUUUCGGGAUGCAACACAUCUGUAGCGAGAUGCCAGAGACAGACAAGGCUGCUGCAAUACUACUGUACAUGACAAAAAAUUAGAAUAACAAUAAACAAGAGAACUGGAACAACACAAGACAGCCGGAGCAAUAGCAACAACCACAGUUAAUGCAUAAAAAGAAAAAUUAAUCAGUAAAAUGUAAAUGCACAAACUUAUAAUUCAAGAAGUGUAAAUAACGACAUUCCUCCCUCAGGAUAAACACAAUUAGGGCUACAUU